This is a messenger RNA of Glarea lozoyensis ATCC 20868, 1257 nucleotides long. RefSeq names its product PLP-dependent transferase. The coding region runs from base 1 to 1257 and encodes 418 amino acids. The transcript has a single exon. Gene Ontology annotation, biological process: transsulfuration. Lineage: Eukaryota; Fungi; Ascomycota; Leotiomycetes; Helotiales; Helotiaceae. Gene Ontology annotation, cellular component: cytoplasm. Gene Ontology annotation, molecular function: pyridoxal phosphate binding; cystathionine gamma-lyase activity. The record is from RefSeq and is a predicted model, not a curated record.
AUGACACAAACCGACCACCCAAUCGAUACGCCUCCGCGCGCUCCCUCUCCAGUUCAUCGAUUUGGAACUCUUGCCGUACAUGCAGGUUCUCCUCACGAUCCAUCAACUGGCGCCGUUAUCGAGCCUAUCUCGCUCAGUACGACUUUUGCGCAAACAGCCGUAGGCAAGCCAGUGGGCAUUUACGAAUACAGUCGAUCCUCGAACCCCAAUCGCGAUAAUUUUGAGAAGGCUGUAGCUGCCAUUGAGCAUGCAAAAUACGCCCUGGCCUUCUCUUCUGGUUCUGCGACAACCGCUAUUAUCUUGCAAAGUCUAGCUUCCGGGAGCCAUGUCAUCAGUGUCAGCGAUGUCUAUGGAGGAACACACAGAUAUUUCACACAAGUCGCAAAGGCGCAUGGAGUAAAUGUUACAUUCACGCCGGAGAUUGAAGUCGAUAUUAGCAAGUACAUCAAGCCGGAGACGAAGCUUGUUUGGAUCGAAUCACCCUCCAACCCUACAUUGCGCCUGGUAGACAUUCGCGCAGUCGCUUCGGUUGCUCACCAGCAUGGAAUCAUGGUGGUCGUCGAUAACACUUUCCUCAGUCCGUAUGUUCAAAAUCCAUUGGAUCAUGGCGCAGAUAUCGUGGUCCACUCUGUCACAAAGUACAUCAAUGGACAUUCCGAUGUGGUCAUGGGUGUUGCCGCAUUUAACUCGGAUUCUAUGAAGGAGAGAUUGUCAUUCCUGCAAAACGCCAUUGGUGCUGUACCUUCGGCUUUCGACUCCUGGUUAGCACACAGAGGAUUAAAGACCUUGCAUUUGAGAGCAAGAGAAGCAACCGUCAACGCUACCGCCGUCGCGCAUGCGCUCGAAGCAUCACCUCACGUUACAGCCGUCAACUAUCCCGGUCUCGAUUCGCACCCUCAUCGCAAGAUCGCACUCAAGCAACACAGAAAUGGAAUGGGUGGUGGUAUGGUGUCAUUCAGAAUCAAGGGUGGACACGAAGCAGCCGAGCGAUUCUGCCAGUACACAUCUCUCUUCACACUCGCCGAGUCUCUUGGAGGAAUUGAGUCCUUGGUGGAAGUUCCAAGCAGCAUGACACACGCCGGUAUCCCCAAGGAGCAACGAGAAGCAGUCGGAGUAUUUGACGAUCUUGUCCGAGUCAGCUGUGGUAUCGAAGACGCAGAAGACCUCAAAGCCGAUGUUCUUCAAGCGCUUGAGAAGGCAGUCGUCUGGCCAAAAAUCACAAAUGGUAUCAAUGGUCUUAGCACGAACGGCGCAUAA